AUGACCACGGGCACAAAGCGGCGUACUCUUCGCAGCACAUCUCUCGCCACGACGGACAUCCGGAGGUCGUGCAUGUCCAUGGGGGCACACCCUAAGUACGAAUUUGAAUACAAAGUGGAGGAUCACCAUACUGGUGACAUCAAGUCUCAGCAUGAGACCCGCGAUGGUGACGUCGUUAAAGGAUAUUACGCCCUACACCAGCCUGAUGGCUCUGAAAGAUCCGUACAUUAUCACGGCGAUCACCAUACUGGUUUCCACGCUGACGUGAAAAUCGGCACCCAUCAUCUCAUUGUACGGUUAAAUGGGCUUCCAACUUACGUGGUAGUCAACAUGGUGGCCGUGGCCGUGUACAGUUUCCGGGUGACCAUCGUGUUUGGAGAAAUGAGCGGAAGAGUAUGCUACCCCAUAGCUACUGGCAUUUUCGAAUUGCGCUAUAAAAGCGGCAAUGACAGCCAUGACGGUGUAUUCCACACGGCGGACGGUACCGUCGGGUUCGUGCAGGCUGUAGAAUCCGGUUACAUGGUCUCCCUCACGUGCCUCGUGCUGGGACUUGAUGUCACCAGUGGAUUCUUAGCACCCUUUGCUCUGCUGGUUGUCCGACUGCUGUCGUGGCCGUGCCUGGCAGAGCUGCUGGAGACUAAGGGCCAUAUCUGUGAAUCGUGCUGCAUGAAGUAUAAUCCCAAUAAAGCCAUCAUGUCUAAAUUUUAUCCACAGAUAUUAUGUUUUGCUGCCUGCAUUACCGCCGCAGUAGCACAAUUCGGAUAUGAGCAUGGGCACGGCUUAGCGUUCUCCUCCAAUCACAUCUCCAAGCACGACGGUCAUCCGGAAAUUGUCCACGGGCACGGUCACCAUAUUGACUAUCAUACGCACCCUCAUUACACUUUUGAGUACAAAGUGGAGGAUCAUCACACUGGUGAUAUGAAGUCCCAGCAUGAGACGCGUGAUGGCGACGUUGUAAAGGGCGUGUACUCGCUGCACCAACCAGAUGGCUCCGAAAGAUCCGUGCAUUACCACGGCGAUCACCACACUGGAUUCCAUGCCGAUGUAAAAUACGCAACACACCAUAUUAUCAUCGCUUUAAGCGCUGUAUUGGCGGUCUCAUCCGCUGGAUUAGUGCCAGCAGCGCACUACUCAUCAGCCGCUGCUGUAUCUUCCCAAAGCAUCGUGCGUCACGACCAGGGCCAUGGCAUUGCUGCUGCACCCAUCGCAUACAACGCGGCUCCCUUAGCUUACUCCGCUCCCGUCGCCUACACCUCCCCAGCCCGCAUCUCCGGUCACGGUGCUGUUUCCUCUCAAAACAUCGUUCGUCACGACCAAGGACAUAGGGCUAUUGCCGUAGCCACCCCUGUCUCAUACGCCGCCGCUCCUGUGGCUUACGCCGCACCUCGUUACUCCGGCCACGGUGCCGUCUCAUCCCAAAACAUUGUGCGUCACAACCAAGGCUACGGCUCUAUCGGUGUCGCUGCUGCCCCUCUCGCAUACGCUGCACCAGCGCGCGUUGCUAUCUCCCACUCUGCUCCUCUUAUCCACGCUGCUCCCAUUGUACACGCCGCUCCCGCCCACGGUAUCAUCGCCGCUCACCAGCCAGAACCCUAUGACGCACACCCCAGCUACGACUUCUCCUACUCCGUAGCUGACGGUCACACCGGCGACAACAAGUCCCAGCACGAGAGCCGCGACGGUGACGUCGUACAUGGCGAGUACUCCCUGGUCGAGGCCGACGGUUCAGUACGCAGAGUCGAGUACUCCGCCGACGCACACAGCGGAUUCAACGCCGUGGUCCACCGCUCUGCACCUUCAGUUCACGCUGCACCUGUAGCGCAUGCGCCAGCACAUCUAAAAUGGUUGUUUUACUUGCAGAUCAUCGCUUUAAGCGCUGUAUUGGCGGUCACAUCCGCUGGACUAGUGCCAGCAGUGCACUAUUCAUCAGCCGCUGCUGUUUCUUCUCAAAGCAUCGUGCGUCACGACCAGAGCCAUGGCAUUGCUGCAGCACCCAUCGCAUACAACGCGGCUCCCUUGGCUUAUUCCGCACCCGUUGCCUACGCCUCCCCAGCCCGCAUCUCCGGUCACGCUGCUGUUUCUUCUCAAAACAUCGUUCGUCACGACCAAGGACAUAGGGCUAUUGCCGUAGCCACUCCUGUCUCAUACGCCGCCGCACCUGUGGCGUACGCAGCACCUCGUUACUACGCUGCUCCCAUCGUACACGCCGCUCCCGCCCACGGUAUCAUCGCCGCUCACCAGCCAGAACCCUAUGACGCACACCCCAGCUACGACUUCUCCUACUCCGUAGCUGACGGUCACACCGGCGACAACAAGUCCCAGCACGAGAGCCGCGACGGUGACGUCGUACAUGGCGAGUACUCCCUGGUCGAGGCCGACGGUUCAGUACGCAGAGUCGAGUACUCCGCCGACGCUCACAGCGGCUUCAACGCCGUGGUCCACCGCUCAGCACCUUCGGUUCACGCUGCACCUGUUGCGCCACCCAUCGCAUACAACGCGGCUCCCUUAGCUUACUCCGCUCCCGUUGCCUAUGCCUCUCCUGCCCCUGUACCUCUCGCAUACGCUGCACCUCGCGUUGCCAUCUCCCACUCUGCUCCUCUAAUCCACGCUGCUCCCAUCGUACACGCCGCUCCCGCCCACGGCAUCAUCGCCGCUCACCAGCCAGAACCCUAUGACGCUCACCCCAGCUACGACUUCUCCUACUCCGUAGCUGACGGUCACACCGGCGACAACAAGUCCCAGCACGAGAGCCGCGACGGUGAUGUCGUACAUGGUGAAUACUCUCUAGUCGAGGCUGACGGUUCCGUACGCAGGGUCGAGUACUCCGCCGAUGCACACAGCGGCUUCAACGCCGUGGUCCACCGCACCGCUCCCACCGUCCACGCUGCACCAGCACAUAGGGCUAUUGCCGUAGCCACCCCUGUCUCAUACGCCGCCGCUCCUGUGGCCUACGCCGCAUCUAGUUACUCCGGCCACGGUGCCGUCUCAUCCCAAAACAUUGUGCGUCACAACCAAGGCUACGGCUCUAUCGGCGUCGCUGCUGCCCCUCUCGCAUAUGCUGCACCGCGCGUUGCUAUAUCCCACUCUGCCCCUCUUAUCCACGCUGCUCCCAUCGUACACGCCGCUCCCGCUCACGGUAUCAUCUCCGCCCACCAGCCAGAACCCUUUAACACUCACCCCAGCUACGACUUCUCUUACUCCGUAGCUGACGGUCACACCGGUGACAACAAGUCCCAGCACGAGAGCCGCGACGGUGACGUCGUACAUGGCGAGUACUCUCUGGUCGAGGCCGACGGUUCCGUACGCAGAGUCGAGUACUCCGCUGACGCACACAGCGGCUUCAACGCCGUGGUCCACCGCUCCGCACCCUCAGUUCACGCUGCACCUGUCGCCUAUGCUGCUCCAGUAGCCUACUCUGCCCCCAUUUCUUACGCCGCUGCCCCUCUCGCAUACGCUGCACCAGCACGUGUUGCUAUCUCCCACUCUGCUCCUCUUAUCCACGCUGCUCCCAUCGUACACGCCGCUCCCGCUCACGGUAUCAUCGCCGCUCACCAGCCAGAACCCUAUGACGCACACCCCAGCUACGACUUCUCCUACUCCGUAGCUGACGGUCACACCGGCGACAACAAGUCCCAGCACGAGAGCCGCGACGGUGACGUCGUACAUGGCGAGUACUCCCUGGUGGAGGCCGACGGUUCCGUACGCAGAGUAGAGUACUCCGCCGACGCACACAGCGGCUUCAACGCCGUGGUCCACCGCUCCGCACCCUCAGUUCACGCCGCCCCAGCACCCGUGAUUGCUCACGCUGCUGCCCCUCUGGCAUACGCUGCACCAGCGCGUGUUGCUAUCUCCCACUCUGCCCCUCUUAUCCACGCUGCUCCCAUCGUCCACGCCGCUCCCGCCCACGGUCUCAUCGCCGCUCACCAGCCAGAACCCUAUGACGCUCACCCCAGCUACGACUUCUCCUACUCCGUAGCUGACGGUCACACCGGCGACAACAAGUCGCAGCACGAGAGCCGCGACGGAGACGUCGUACAUGGCGAGUACUCCCUGGUUGAAGCCGACGGUUCCGUUCGCAGAGUCGAGUACUCCGCCGACGCACACAGCGGCUUCAACGCAGUGGUCCACCGCUCCGCACCCUCAGUUAAAGCUAUUGCCGUAGCCGCACCUGUCUCAUACGCCGCCGCUCCUGUGGCCUACGCCGCUGCCCCUCUCGCAUACGCUGCACCAGCACGUGUUGCCAUUUCCCACUCUGCUCCUCUUAUCCACGCUGCUCCCAUCGUACACGCCGCUCCCGCCCACGGUAUCAUCGCCGCUCACCAGCCAGAACCCUAUGACGCUCACCCCAGCUACGACUUCUCCUACUCCGUAGCUGACGGUCACACCGGCGACAACAAGUCCCAGCACGAGAGCCGCGACGGUGACGUCGUACAUGGCGAGUACUCUCUGGUCGAGGCCGACGGUUCCGUACGCAGAGUCGAGUACUCCGCCGACGCACACAGCGGCUUCAACGCCGUAGUCCACCGCUCCGCACCCUCAGUUCACGCCGCACCUGCACCCGUAAUUGCUCACGCUCCAGCGCAUAUUCCCCAAGCAGUCCCAGUCGCCUACCGUGCUGCCCCUGUCGCAUACCAAUCUUCCCCAGUUGCCUACCGUGCUGCCCCAGUCGCCUACGCAGCUCCCGCUCACUACGCCGCUCCCGUAGCGCACUACGCUGCUCCCAGAAUUGUGGCUACACAGCAAGAGGAAUAUGCUCACCCACAGUACGACUUCUCCUACUCCGUAGCUGACGGUCACACCGGUGACAACAAGUCCCAACAUGAAAGCCGCGACGGUGACGUCGUACAUGGCGAGUACUCUCUUGUCGAAGCCGACGGUUCCGUGCGCAGAGUGCAGUACACAGCUGAUGAACACAAUGGUUUCAACGCGGUGGUCAGCAACUCUGCUCCCAACGCGCACGCCGCUCCUGCCCCCACUCAUGUCCUUGCCCACCAUUAA
Messenger RNA from Pararge aegeria (speckled wood butterfly), 4998 nucleotides. RefSeq lists its product as uncharacterized. Lineage: Eukaryota; Metazoa; Arthropoda; Insecta; Lepidoptera; Nymphalidae. The record is from RefSeq and is a predicted model, not a curated record. Gene Ontology annotation, cellular component: extracellular matrix. Bases 1 to 4998 code for a protein of 1665 amino acids. The transcript has 29 exons.